AUGACUCCUCUUCGCCUUUUUAUCGGUGUGCUGCUGUUGCUGCUGGCCAUGUCCACCACUGUGGUUGUGUCGUCCAUGGAGGAGGACGAAUGGGACAAUAGCGCUCCCGAAGUGACCAACGUUCGUCCUAUUGAAGACUCGGAUUUGAAUGACAUUGAUGGCGAGCAGCCACUCUAUGUGGAAGACUAUGAAGACAUGGACGCGUAUUACGAAGAAUUUGGUCAAGAAGAAGACUCGUCCGAUGAAGAUGAAGAUUAUGAAGAAGACAUUUGGGUCGUCAAUAAGGAUGGAGAAUUGUGCAAUCCGGAGUACGAUGAAGACUGUGAAGAACCCACUUGUUGUGAAACCUGCCCCGGCGAACCCGACAAGUGCUUUGUCGAGUACUACGGCACGGGAGAAUCCGAUUGUCUCGAGGACAUCUCCAACUUUGACUCGAGUGAAAACUACGAUGAGCAAUCGGGAAGUUUGGGAUUCUUUCAACAGGUUCAUUGCUUGGAACAUGGUCUAGACGAAAAUGAUAUCGACCAGGAGGAUCUUAUCGAAGAAGAGGAUCUGAUCGACGAGGAGGACCUGAUUGAGGAGGAGGAGUAA
This is a messenger RNA of Seminavis robusta, 591 nucleotides long. The record is from the annotation of a GenBank genome assembly. NCBI's taxonomy places the organism in Eukaryota, Bacillariophyta, Bacillariophyceae, Naviculales, Naviculaceae.